CGCCGAUGAAUCGUCACUCUUCGCUCGCGACACUUUCAACCAUAACAAAGCAGAAAAAGCGAAACGCGGACGACAAGAAGCGCGCGAUGAGCAGGAAAACGGGACGCGAGGGAGAGGGGACAAUGCCCUGUGGCGGGAAAAGGGUUUAAUAAACAAGUAAACAACAACAAACACGAGCGAGGACUGACGCCACAGGCUCGCGCUGGUGCGGUUCAGUCACCAAGGAAACGUGAGGGAGGGAGGACGGAGAGGAGGAAAAAACGGCGGCGGGAAUGUCGGGAAAGGUUCGGGGUGGUUUCCCCGCGCUCACCCGUCCAUGGUCCGCGAGGAUGAAGAGGAGGAAGAAGAGAGAGGAGGAGUUGUUUUGGUCCGCGAGCGUACCGCACCGCAGUCAACACAGCGACCGCGGAGAACAACGAGCUCACUUCCCGUUUGGUGACGUCACGGGAGAACAUGGCGGCUCGCGCGGACACGCCUCAGACCAGAGAUACAGAAGGAUCGAUAGCGAUCGAUAACUCGGUUUGAACGGGGAGAUAAGCAUCGCAAACACUCCGAAGUGUCGGAUGAAAUCAUUUUCUCCGCCAGUUUAUUUUCCUGUUUGUCGUCGCAUCUCGAGCUGCUCGAAAAAGGAACAUUAAACAAGAAGACUCAAGUUUUUUCAUCGAGUCACGUGUCCUUAAAUAACUAAAACGUACCACAAACAGCUGAAAUAUUAAAUAUUUAAUGUUUUUGUAUCUACAGUAGCCUGCAGACACACGAUGAAGCAGGUACUGCAGUGUACAAAUACUUCAAUACAAGCCUGAACUCAAACUCCUGUUCCAGUCAGUACAGUAGUACAGAGUACUGUACAGUACUGUUAUCAUUAUGAAGAGAUGGAAGCAGCGUUGCCAUGGUGCAGCUGAACUAUGUACAGUUGAGCUGUGUAACUUGUAAAAACUGAUCUCAUUUCAUUAACUGGUUACAUGUUUCAUCUACAAAGUAACCAGUUACAAAGCUGGCAGCUAACAUCAUAAGAAAUUAGAUUACAUCUUGCAUACAAUACCUUCGACCAAAUAAGGAAACUGUACAAAUAUUUUUGUUAAAGAAUUUAACUCCAGAUCUGACAAACAUAUACAAAAACACAGAUAUCUGGGUCCAUCACUCAGUAUGGAUAAGAUACAGAUACAGUGCACAUCAAGAUCAACUCCAGCCGCUCCAUGGAUGGCUGCAUGGAUGGAUGGAUGGAUUUUUAGGCCACCACUGAAGACAUUUCUGAGAUGUGGUGUUCAUGAGGACAGCAUGGACGGACAUAGAAGGAGGACGUGGAGAGAAUUGUGUUGCUCUGUUGGCAGACGAGGAGAGCUUCAGGAUGCCUGAGUGGAGCAAAUGAAUGAAUGAACAGUAGUUAAAUGGCAGUAUAAUAUCAGAAAGAGCUCUGUGUGGGUGUCAGACUGAGGCUUCGUAGCUGAAUAACAGAUUUUUAACAGGUGGGAAGUUUAAGGUCAAGCUUGCAUUGGAUCAGCAGGUGAUGGGGUCAUGUGGAUGAGGAAAGAAAUGUUUCAUAGAGAGACACACAAAGCCAAAGUACUGCAGAGUGAAGGCAAUACACAGUAAAUACACUGAAGGCAGGAGAGGAUGACGAGGAGCAGGAAAAAAAUCAUCUGAGAGCCAAACAAACAGAAACAAAGGCAGGAAGUGUAACAAAAUAAAACAGGAAGCACUGAAUGAAUCAAUGAGUUUGUGCUUUAGGAAAUAUUCUGUAAUAAAAUAUUCUGUCGUUACACACUCUUGUACAGUAGGUGGCGGUGUGCAUCAGCAGCUGUUUGUUUUCAACCGAGAGAAAACGACGAAGAAGAAGAGGAAGAAGUGGGUGAAAGGUGAAGAAGACGACAAACUGACAUUAUUCAACGCAAAGUGAGAGCAGAUCCGUCACAUUUUUCCUUCAACUUGAAUCUAACGAUGCUGCAGAACACUGGGAAGUUGGCCGGCUGCACGCUCUUCAUCACUGGAGGGAGUCGAGGGAUCGGUAAAGCCAUCGCUCUGAAAGCUGCCAGAGAUGGAGCCAACAUCAUCAUCGCCGCCAAGACCGCUGUGCCCCACCCCAAACUGCCAGGAACCAUCUACACUGCCGCUCAGGAGGUGGAGGCGGCAGGCGGGAAAGCGUUGGCCUGCGUCGUCGACAUUCGUGACGAGCAGCAGAUCGAAGAAGCUGUUCAGAAAGCUGUCGACAAGUUCGGAGGAAUCGACAUCCUAGUGAACAACGCAAGUGCGAUCAAUCUGACAGGAACCCUGGAGACGCCCAUGAAGAAGGUGGACCUGAUGCUGGGAAUCAACCUGAGAGGAACAUACCUGACGUCGAAGCUGGUCAUCCCACACCUGCUGAAGAGUCGCAGUCCUCACAUCCUGAACCUGUCGCCUCCACUCAACCUCAACCCCAUCUGGUUCAAGAACCACACAGCGUAUACAAUGGCGAAGUACGGCAUGUCCAUGUGCGUCCUGGGAAUGGCCGAAGAGUUCAGAGGCCGAAUCGCUGUCAACGCCCUCUGGCCCAGAACCGCGAUCCAGACAGCGGCGAUGGACAUGUUAGGUGGAGAGGGCAUCGGGAAACAGUGUCGUAAAGCUGACAUCAUGGCGGACGCCGCCUACGCCAUCCUGUCCCGACCGAAGGACUACACAGGUCACUUCCUGGUGGAUGAGGACAUCCUGAAAGCAGAGGGAAUCCAAGACUUUGAUCAGUACGCCAUCCAACCAGGUCACCCCCUGCUGCCAGACUUCUUCUUGGACGACGCACCAGAGACACUGGUCAAAAAGAUGGAGGAACAUGGGGCAACCCCAGCCUUUAAACCAUCAUCAUCAUCAUCAUCAUCAUCAUCCAGUGGACCAAUAGAAAACACGUUUGAUGCCAUCAGAGGGGUCAUCAACGAAGACGUCGUCAAGUCGACACAGGGCAUUUAUCAGUUCGACCUAUCAGGAGAACAUGAGGGGGUCUGGUUUCUGGACUUGAAGAACAACGCUGGCAGCGCGGGGCAGGGCCAGCCGACGACGGCGGCCGACGUCGUCAUGACGAUGGAUUCCAGUGACUUCAGCAAGAUGUUUGCAGGGAAGCUGAAGCCGACGCUGGCCUUCAUGUCGGGGAAGCUGCGGAUCAAAGGCGACAUGACGCUCGCCAUCAAACUGGAGAAACUGAUGAGCCGCAUGAACAAGGCCAAACUGUGAGACUGUAGCCCCGCCCCUUCAUCCUCUCAGGCCACACCCACAUCCUGACUGUCACUGUACAUGUUGCCUUAAUGAUAAUAAUGAUAAUGAUAAUAAUGAUGAUAAUGAUAAGGAUAAUAAUAAUAAUGAUAAUAAUAAUAUGAUAUUGAUAAUAAUGAUAAUGAUAAUAAUGAUAAUGAUAAUAAUGAUAAUAAUGGUGAUUAAACAGGACAAUAACACGUUAAUAAACUCUACCUUGAUAAUAAACUGAGUGAUGUCACUAAGCGAGUGUAAAAACUGCCUUGAACCAAUAAAGAAGAAGAAGCUGAAAAAAAGACACUGAGACAUGAUUUGAUUAUUGACAAUAUUCC
This is a messenger RNA of Chelmon rostratus (copperband butterflyfish), 3545 nucleotides long. It is a transcript of the gene hsdl2, whose product is annotated as hydroxysteroid dehydrogenase like 2. Gene Ontology annotation, cellular component: mitochondrion. The record is from RefSeq and is a predicted model, not a curated record. The coding region runs from base 1939 to 3195 and encodes 418 amino acids. The transcript is spliced from 11 exons. NCBI's taxonomy places the organism in Eukaryota, Metazoa, Chordata, Actinopteri, Chaetodontiformes, Chaetodontidae.